AUGUUUGUGCGUCUUGAGUUUGAAGGAGGUUUGAAGUUGAAGAUUGCAAGGGGAAUGUUAGUGUAUGUAAAUGCAUGGCAUAUAAGUACACGGUCAACUACUGUGCAUGAUGGUUGUGCAGCUGAGGAUUGGUUUACUGCAGCUGAUCAGUUGAAGCAGUUGCCGAGGGUAUUUGCUGUUGCCAAGAGGCUGGAAAUUGAUUAUGCUCCGGCCAUGGUCGGUUUUGAGUUUAGAAAUGGUCAUGCUACUUUUGUCUUUGAUGGAUUUGUGGUCUGUAAAGAGUUCAAGGAUGCAAUACUAGAGUAUGCCGAAGAAGAGGAGAGAAGAGCCGCUGAAGAGAAGAAACGGAAUGAAGCACAAGCUAUCUCAAGAUGUUAUCAGCUUCUUUCGUCUAUUAUAACUAGACAAAAGUUAAACAGCUAUUAUGGAAACAGUUCGUCAUCACAAUCAUCAUUCAGAGAUGUCCAAGAUACGAAUAAUGAGAUAAAAGCUCCAGUCGAAAGCAGCCAGGAUGGUAGGCAAUCUACAGGCCAUCUGAAAGGAGAUAACAUAGGUACUAUGUAUACCGCUUCAUCGGGAGCAGUAGAGGUGAGGCAUGAACAUGUAUAUUUAACCAAAAAUGAAAGUUUUGAUGCGGAGAACUCAGCCAGAACAAAGCGAUGCGAGUGUGGAUUUUCAAUCCAAGUGGAAGAAAUAUAUCAUGUUCGGUGGUCAAUCCAACAGUGGAAGAAAUGUCGGACACCAAUUUUGCAUAUAAGUGGACCAAGACUGUUACUGGGAAGCUGCCUAUUUUGACAACCUUAAAUUGGAUAUU
Molecule: messenger RNA, 814 nt
Organism: Hibiscus syriacus
Lineage: Eukaryota; Viridiplantae; Streptophyta; Magnoliopsida; Malvales; Malvaceae
Product: DNA repair protein RAD4-like
Exons: 3
Coding region: 1-795 (264 amino acids)
Biological process (GO): nucleotide-excision repair; mismatch repair
Cellular component (GO): cytoplasm; XPC complex; nucleus
Molecular function (GO): damaged DNA binding; single-stranded DNA binding
Source: RefSeq, a predicted model, not a curated record